Entrophospora candida is the source of this 384-nucleotide messenger RNA. Lineage: Eukaryota; Fungi; Glomeromycota; Glomeromycetes; Entrophosporales; Entrophosporaceae. The record is from the annotation of a GenBank genome assembly.
AAAGAAGGUCAUUUGCCCGAUGGAUGGGUUCAAACUACUCUUGAUUCUGCUUACACAAAUUCCACCGAUAAAUUAUUAUUUGUAGGAUGCAAAGUAGCAAUAAAUUCAGCACAUAUUGUCAUUAUUGAUUAUGAACAAAAUAUAAUUUGUGACGAAUGGUUUCAUUCAUCCACUAGUGAUAAUAACAAUAAAGAAUUGAACCAUGGAAUGAAAAGUUUAAAGAAUAUGCAAAAUCUUUUAUUGUCUCUUAUAACUAGAAAUACAAAAUUAUACGCACACCCGCAUAUUAUUGAUACAUCAAUUCUAUAUCAAGAUAAUAAUGAAUUAUAUUCAAGACCAACAUUAAGCUUUCUUAAAGCAACUUUGUAUAAAAUUACAUUGGAA